CACAACGUCAACUGUACAUGGAAACGACGUCUUUCGUGGCGUCUAAAUAUUCUGUGGAGGCCAGACGUGAUGUCAGAUCAAAAUGAAAAGCUAAUACGAAUAGUUUUCCGCAUUUUCAAACAUUGUGAAGACCCAACGGAGGAAUACAUCGGACUUCUUGGUUCGCAUCCAGUCGUCGGAAGCUGGAAUAUCAGUGGGGCAAAGACUACAGAAUUUAUCGGGAAAAGCGAGUGGCACUCGGAAGUUUUCAUUCCAGAAAAUGUCGACUUGGAAUACAAGCUUUUUACCUUUAAACCAGUUAAAUCGUUGCAUAACAACAUAUACAUGUAUAACCGACAUGUUAAGUGGACGCCGUUUGUGUGUCACCAAGAACCAAACACGAGAAAAAUUAAAGUUGAAACCAAAUCUAUAAAGUUGGAGAUGGUUUACGGCGAGCCAGGGGAACAUGUAAGCGAAAUGGUGUCACAUCUCUCCAAGACAGGACAGCCCAUUGAUAUUCAUGUUAAAACAGCGAUGAUUAUGCAUACGUCAUGUUAAUAAAAAUGUUAAAUACAAGUUAAAGCAGAGCAAAAGUUCCUUCAAGGGCACAUCUAUAUAAAUAUAUAAUGAAUGAUCA
Messenger RNA from Mercenaria mercenaria, 616 nucleotides. RefSeq lists its product as uncharacterized. Gene Ontology annotation, molecular function: starch binding. Lineage: Eukaryota; Metazoa; Mollusca; Bivalvia; Venerida; Veneridae. The record is from RefSeq and is a predicted model, not a curated record. The transcript is spliced from 4 exons. The coding region runs from base 70 to 537 and encodes 155 amino acids.